Messenger RNA from Penicillium alfredii, 1518 nucleotides. Its product is annotated as glycosyltransferase family 20 protein. The record is from RefSeq and is a predicted model, not a curated record. Bases 1 to 1518 code for a protein of 505 amino acids. Gene Ontology annotation, cellular component: alpha,alpha-trehalose-phosphate synthase complex (UDP-forming); cytosol. The transcript is spliced from 5 exons. Gene Ontology annotation, biological process: cellular response to heat; trehalose biosynthetic process. NCBI's taxonomy places the organism in Eukaryota, Fungi, Ascomycota, Eurotiomycetes, Eurotiales, Aspergillaceae. Gene Ontology annotation, molecular function: alpha,alpha-trehalose-phosphate synthase (UDP-forming) activity.
AUGCCUUCUCUUGAAGAUCCCAAGCCCAGUGAGGCGCGGCUGCUUCUGGUGUCGAAUCGCCUGCCGAUCACGAUCAAACGGUCCGCAGAUGGGAAAUACGACUUCUCCAUGUCGUCUGGUGGUUUGGUCAGUGGCUUGAGUGGUCUCUCGAAAUCGACAACCUUCCAGUGGUACGGCUGGCCCGGUCUGGAAGUGCCCGAGGGAGAAAUUUCGGUGGUCAAGCAGCGCCUGAAGAAUGAAUAUGGCGCGGUGCCGGUUUUUAUUGACGAUGACCUGGCGGACCGACAUUACAAUGGAUUCUCAAACUCAAUUCUCUGGCCCCUCUUCCAUUACCACCCCGGUGAAAUCACCUUUGAUGAGUCGGCUUGGGAGGCCUACAAGGAGGCCAACCGCUUGUUCGCAAAGGCCAUUGCCAAGGAGGUCCAGGAUGGGGACUUGAUCUGGGUCCACGACUACCAUCUCAUGCUACUUCCUGAAAUGCUUCGCGAAGAGAUCGGCGAUAGCAAGCAGAAUGUCAAGAUUGGAUUCUUCCUGCACACCCCAUUUCCCAGCAGUGAGAUCUAUCGCAUUCUUCCGGUGCGGAACGAGCUGCUCCUGGGUGUUCUGCAUUGCGAUCUGAUCGGCUUCCACACCUACGACUAUACCCGACAUUUUUUGAGCAGCUGCUCGCGCUUACUGGGCCUUGCGACAACGCCGAAUGGCAUUGAAUUCCAGGGCAAGAUUAUCACCUGCGGCGCUUUCCCCAUCGGGAUCGACCCGGAGAAGUUCAAGGAAGGCUUGAAAAAGGAGAAGGUUCAAAAACGCAUUGCCAUGUUGGAGCAGAAAUUCCAAGGCGUGAAACUCAUGGUCGGUGUCGAUCGUCUGGAUUACAUCAAAGGCGUGCCACAGAAGCUGCACGCGCUCGAGGUAUUUCUCAGUGACCAUCCGGAAUGGGUGGGCAAGGUCGUCUUGGUACAAGUUGCCGUUCCCAGCCGACAAGAUGUCGAAGAAUAUCAGAACUUGCGGGCUGUGGUGAACGAGCUGGUUGGCCGGAUCAACGGAAAGUUCGGCACUGUGGAGUUCAUGCCUAUUCACUUCCUCCACAAGUCCGUCAACUUCGACGAGCUCAUUGCCCUCUAUGCGGUGUCUGAUGCGUGCAUCGUCUCGUCUACUCGGGACGGAAUGAACCUCGUGGCCUACGAAUACAUCGCAACUCAGCAAAAACGCCAUGGAGUUUUGGUGCUUUCCGAGUUUGCGGGCGCAGCCCAGAGUCUCAACGGGAGCAUUAUCGUCAACCCUUGGAACACGGAGGAGCUGGCCGGCGCAUAUCAAGAAGCCGUCACCAUGAGCGAUGAGCAGAGAGCACUCAAUUUCGCCAAGCUGGACAAAUAUGUCUCUAAGUACACCAGUGCCUUCUGGGGCCAGUCCUUCGUGACUGAGCUCACCCGGAUAUCUGCCCAGUCGGCGGACAAAUUCCAAUCCAAGAAACCGACUCCCGCCAGUGAUGGCGAGGUCUCAGCGCCGAAGCAGGCUGCGUAA